AUGGGGAACACCUCUGGAUGCACUGUGGAUGACCUCCAGGCCGUGGAGAUGCACCUCUGGUACAAGAAGUUCAUGAUCGAGUGUCCUUCAGGUCAGCUCACGAUGCACGAGUUCAAGCAGUUCUUCGGGCUCCGGGGCCUAGACCCUGAGGCCACCGCCUACAUCGAGCAGAUGUUUCGCACUUUUGACAUGAACAAGGAUGGCUACAUAGACUUCAUGGAGUACGUGGCUGCCCUGAGUCUUGUGAUGCGGGGUAAAAUGGAGCACAAACUGCGCUGGUACUUCAAGCUCUACGACGUGGAUGGCAAUGGUUGCAUUGACCGACAUGAACUUCUCAACAUCAUAAAGGCCAUUCGUGCAAUUAAUGGAAACGACACCCAUGAGAUCUCGGUCGAGGAAUUCACCAACCGUGUGUUUGAUAGGAUCGAUAUUAAUGGAGAUGGGGAGCUAUCACUGGAAGAGUUUGUGGCGGGCGCUCGAACCGAUGAUGAGUUCAUGGAGGUGAUGAUGAAGAGUUUAGACCUUGCACACAUAGUGGCCAUGAUCCACAAUCGCAGACACAGUGUUUGAGGAGCUUUGCCAUCUUUGAAACCUUAAAAUAAUGUUCCAAAAUCGUUUCAGUGGUUCA
Molecule: messenger RNA, 628 nt
Organism: Alosa sapidissima (American shad)
Lineage: Eukaryota; Metazoa; Chordata; Actinopteri; Clupeiformes; Clupeidae
Gene: guca1aa
Product: guanylate cyclase activator 1A
Exons: 4
Coding region: 1-570 (189 amino acids)
Molecular function (GO): calcium ion binding; calcium sensitive guanylate cyclase activator activity
Source: RefSeq, a predicted model, not a curated record